Molecule: messenger RNA, 816 nt
Organism: Cinara cedri
Lineage: Eukaryota; Metazoa; Arthropoda; Insecta; Hemiptera; Aphididae
Source: the annotation of a GenBank genome assembly
AUGUUCAGCUUUGACUGUUGGGAUAAUAUUAGUUCUGGGAGCAAUCAUAGCCUUCCGACCGGUUAUAAAAAGUGCCAAUGUCCCUCUUAUCUAAAGAGGGUCGCACCGCCCCGCGAAUACUCUAGUAUUGAUUUAAGAAAUAUGAUAAGUUCGAAAAUGUACGAAGUAAGAAAUACCAGGUCCGGUAUCAUAAACAGUGGUCAUCGUAUUAAUGUCGCGUCUAAAAACCCAUCCGAGGAAUCAUUCAAAGACGUCAAGUCGACGAAACAAAAUGUUAACGAAGUUAAAAAUUCAACAGACGAAGCUAUUGACGUUUAUGAAAAUCACUCCAGCGAAACUAAACGCAGAUUCGACGAUUUAUCGUUAGGCCGAAAAAAAUUAGGUAAAAAUUACUUUUGGACUAAUGAUGAAAAAAGCUCCGAGGAUGAAUCUUUUAGAGGAGUUACCAAAAUAGAAGUUAUAAACGAAACUAUAAAAAAAAACAGAAUCGGACAUGACUCUAAAUGUGCUAAUAAUGAUAAUUUAAAUUGUAAAAAUGUAGAAACGAAAUUGGAUACUUCCAUACAAAUAGAAGAAGAAUCAAACAGUAAUGAUGACAAUAAUAGCGUUUAUGAUUAUGAUGACCAAGAAAAAAAUAUAAAGUACACAAAAAGUUCACGGAAUCGACCGUUGCUGAGGACACGUGAAUCUUUCAGUGACCUAGAAAUAUUUAAAAAGUGUAAUAUAUGUAAAAAUAUUUCUCCUUUAAGUGAGAACGAUUGGGAAGAAAUCUUGAAAUUUUACUCAUCGUGUUGUUUAAAUUUAAAUACAUCAUAA